AUGUUCUGUCUUUCUCUACUAUGCCUGGCACUGGUGCAUUCUUUAUCCGUUUCUGCUACUGUGUAUGAUGUGCAGGUCGGGGGAGCCAACGGAACGCUGGCUUAUAGCCCGGAAGCUAUCUUCGCUCAGCCAGGUGACCAAGUCGUUUUUCAUUUUAAUCCAAAGAAUCACACAGUCACUCAGUCUUCAUUUGCCGAUCCUUGUGGUCCUAAGGAAGGCGGCCUUGAUUCUGGUUUUGUGCCCGUCGCUACCAAUACCACUGACAGUCUUCCAACGUGGACAAUCACUGUGAAUGACACUCAACCCAUAUGGGUGUACUGUAAGCAAGCGGCGAAUACGCCUGCGAGUCACUGUGGCCUGGGGAUGGUCUUUGCUGUCAAUUGCGGAGCUGAUGGCUCCCCCAACUCUUUUUCUAAUUUCAAGAGUGCUGCAUUAGCCGUUGGUGCGAGUCUGAGUGCCGCAGCUGCAACCUCUACAGCCUCUUCUUCCGAAUCCGCUGUGUCAACAACAUGGACCGCCGCAUAUGGUAAUGUUACCAUACCCCCUGCAGCCGAACCAACGUUGGUGACCGAGACCAUUACUUUGGAGGCAUCGACCUGGACAACGACAUACUCGUCGUAUCCAGGUUCGCCUGCAGCUACUCCCGCAUCCUUGGAGGGCAACGUCAUCAAGGUGACCGUUGGCGGAUCUAAUCAGUUGGUGUUCGACCCUCCGCGAAUUUCUGCUGAACCCCGUGAUAUUAUCAUGUUCGAAUUCCAGUCAAAAAACCACACUGUGACUCAGUCUUCCUUUGAUGAUCCUUGUCGCCAACUGAAUGCUAAUGGAACGAUUGGAUUCGACUCGGGUUUCCAUGCCGUCACUGACAAUGCAACUCUGCCAACGUGGAAUAUCACGGUGAACGACACAGCGCCUAUCUGGGCUUAUUGUCGUCAGAAGACUCCCACGAGCCACUGUGGAGCUGGAAUGGUCUUCGCGAUCAACUCAAACGAACAAUCAGCGCGAAACUUCAGCGCGUUCCAGAAUCUUGCUGAGCAACUCAACGGCACAGCGUCUACUAGCUCAAGUAGCAGUACUGCUGGAGAGUCCCAGACCAGUGUGCCAGCUAGCGGCACUCUCUCCGUGGGCGUGAGCAGUGCCAUACUCACAGUUGUUGUUGCUGCUGCUUUAGUUUCAUCCCUUCUCUGA
Guyanagaster necrorhizus is the source of this 1185-nucleotide messenger RNA. RefSeq lists its product as uncharacterized. Bases 1 to 1185 code for a protein of 394 amino acids. The record is from RefSeq and is a predicted model, not a curated record. Lineage: Eukaryota; Fungi; Basidiomycota; Agaricomycetes; Agaricales; Physalacriaceae. The transcript has 11 exons.